AUGUCCAAUGAAAUGGAAGUCGACCCUCCCGUUGGAGGUGAAGCUCCCGAGCAGCCUACCAAUGAAUUUGACCCCCACACCUCAACGGGCGCUGUCGCUGUGCGCAGUAUCGAAGGAUGGAUUGUUAUGGUGUCAAACAUUCACGAAGAGGCAGCCGAAGAGGACGUGAAUGAGCUCUUUGCAGAAUACGGCGAGAUAAAGAACUUCCACCUGCCCCUUGAUCGUCGCACAGGUUAUGUCAAGGGAUACGCCUUGAUUGAAUUUUCGACACUUCCCGAGGCCAGCGAGGCCAUCAAGAACCUGAAUGGCUAUAAACUUCUCGAAAAAACCAUUGGAGUGGACUACGCCUUUAUCCGCCCUCCUCCUUCCCGCAAGGACAAGGAUACUAAGGGUACGAAGGGAUCUCGCGGUGGCCGGGAUCGCAGCCGCAGCCCUGAGGGUGACAAUUAA
Penicillium taxi is the source of this 450-nucleotide messenger RNA. Its product is annotated as RBM8 family RNA-binding protein. Bases 1 to 450 code for a protein of 149 amino acids. NCBI's taxonomy places the organism in Eukaryota, Fungi, Ascomycota, Eurotiomycetes, Eurotiales, Aspergillaceae. Gene Ontology annotation, cellular component: nucleus; exon-exon junction complex; cytoplasm. Gene Ontology annotation, biological process: RNA splicing. Gene Ontology annotation, molecular function: mRNA binding. The record is from RefSeq and is a predicted model, not a curated record. The transcript has 2 exons.